Messenger RNA from Cornus florida, 1506 nucleotides. RefSeq names its product seipin-1-like. Gene Ontology annotation, biological process: lipid storage; lipid droplet organization. The coding region runs from base 1 to 1506 and encodes 501 amino acids. NCBI's taxonomy places the organism in Eukaryota, Viridiplantae, Streptophyta, Magnoliopsida, Cornales, Cornaceae. Gene Ontology annotation, cellular component: endoplasmic reticulum membrane. The record is from RefSeq and is a predicted model, not a curated record. The transcript is spliced from 2 exons.
AUGUCACCAUUUUAUGAUGGCAUGCCACCACUUCUUCUCAUGCACAUACAGGUGGUGGAGGCAGCCCAUUUUGCAGUCUCUCUCUCCUCCUCUCUCUCUACUAUGCAAGCUCACCAAAGAAGAAAACACCACCUCAGAACAGCAACCACAGCUGUUCCGCCACCACCAAACAUCAUGAAGGAGGAGGAGGAGGUGGUGGUGGUGGUGGAGGACUACAAUUACCUCCUCCCCAUACCAAACCCAUUCUUUUUCUUCACAAAAUUCUUGUCCUUCCAAGCAGAGAUCAUCUACAACUGCUUGGUUUCUGUCUUCUCACCCUUCAUCUCUAUCUUCUCCCUGGCUACUGAGUCCCUCUACCAAGCAAAAGUGGCGAAAGACCGAGUCGAAUUGGCGGUCCAUGCCGCGGCCACUGCGGUCCCUUCAAGGGUUGCACAUGGCAGCAGCCUCCUGCUGAGGAGGCUAGGGUUAGGGUUUCUGGGUGCUGCGUAUGUGGGGAUGGUUCUAACAGUGGUCAUGGUUUUGGCAGUCAUAUUGGGUGUUGGGUUGGUGCAGUUUUGGGUGGAGGAGCCUGUGAUUGUGAGAGAGAAGUUGUACUUUGACUACACUGAUAUUCAUCCAAACGCUGUCUUAUCAUUUGGUGGUGGUGGUGGUGGUGGAGGAUUUGGAUUUGGAUUUGGAGGAUACAACAAAAAUAAGAAGAUGGGUGUGCCAGUUGGGCACACAUUUUAUGUUUCUUUGGUUCUUUUGAUGCCUGAAUCUGAUUUCAAUAGAGACAUUGGGGUUUUUCAGUUGACUGCAGAACUCAUAUCAACUAAUGGAGAUGUAAUAGCUAAAUCUAGCCAACCCUGCAUGUUGCGGUUUCAAAGCCUCCCGGUUCGGCUCAUGCGAACAUUUCUUACAGGCAUACCCCUGAUACUAGGAAUAACAUCUGAAACCCAGAAGAUAGUCAUUGCAGUAUUAAAGCACAAGGAAGGGAAACCGAGGACGAAAUGUAUCAGAAUAACCUUGAUUCCGCGGGCUGGAACUUAUUCUCUUCCCCAGAUAUACGAAGCCGAGAUUUUCCUGAACUCUCAGCUCCCUCGAGUAAAAGAAAUUGUGCGCCAUUGGAAAUGGACAUUUUUUGUGUGGACUUCACUCCAUAUGUACAUUAUGCUUCUUGCAAUUCUUGGCUGUUGCUUUAGGCCACUCAUCUUCGCAAAGAUAGCAGCAAAUUUCAAGCGAUCUUCGACCAAGGAAGUGUCAAAAGAACCAAGGGAUCAACCACGUCAGAGGGCUAGAGAGGAAAGGGAUAUUUCAGAGACAUUGGGAAGAUGGCGUCGAAGUAGAAGCAAGAGGAAGGCAAUGCUGUUGCAAGGGUAUUUGCCCGAGGCUGAAGGCUCGUCUGCUUCGAGCAUUACCAUAGCUAGAGAAGAUAUGAGUGCGACUAGAGAUGACACAAGCACAGUUGUUGGAGAAGAUGAUGGGGAUGCAGAAUCAGUCCAUUUUGGAGGCUGGGUUGACGGGUAA